This is a messenger RNA of Ostrinia nubilalis (European corn borer), 1455 nucleotides long. It is a transcript of the gene Hsc20, whose product is annotated as iron-sulfur cluster co-chaperone protein HscB. The transcript has 3 exons. The record is from RefSeq and is a predicted model, not a curated record. Gene Ontology annotation, biological process: protein complex oligomerization; [2Fe-2S] cluster assembly. Gene Ontology annotation, cellular component: mitochondrion. NCBI's taxonomy places the organism in Eukaryota, Metazoa, Arthropoda, Insecta, Lepidoptera, Crambidae. The coding region runs from base 263 to 949 and encodes 228 amino acids. Gene Ontology annotation, molecular function: ATPase activator activity; protein-folding chaperone binding.
AUCAGCUGAUUGUCACUUUGGUGAUAACAACUGUCAAGGUUGCAAAAUAUUACGCAAAAAAUUGAAAAUGUGUGUAAAAAAACUACAUCACAUCAAUUUAAAUUAAUUAGAUAGCUGUGGAUUCUUAGUAACUGUAAACACCAUUGCCAGUUUGAGUCGAAAACUUGAUAAGUCCGAAGUAACCAUAGCCUCACUGAGUUUCGUAACAAUUCCGGCAACACAUUGAAAUUUCAAGAAACCAGGAGAUUUUUACUGCAAAAUUAUGAGUUUCCGGCGUAUACUUUAUAAUACUACUAUAAGGAGUCCAUUACUCCACCAUUUGAGAGCGUUAAACUGUUGGUCUUGCGGCAAAGAGGUUAAGUUCGUUUCUAACUUGUUCUGCGGAACUUGCAACGCCUUGCAACAUCCUAACAGCCACGAUAAUUACUUUCAACUGUUAGGAGUCAAAGAAACGUACGAUCAGGAUGAGACAGAGCUGGCCAAAAGAUAUAAGGACCUACAAAAGUAUUUACAUCCAGACAAAUUUGCUACCAGAGACAAAAAGGAACAAGAAAUAUCAGCUGAAUAUUCUUCCCUCGUAAAUGAAGCAUACAACACACUGCUAGAGCCUUUGUCUAGAUUUAUUCAUUGUCAUCAUUCUUUUACAGGCAUUUACAUGUUAAAACUAAGAGGGAAAGAGAUACCAGAAAACACAGAAGUUGACAAAGGAUUCCUCAUGGAGAUCAUGGAGAAGAAUGAAGAGGUGGAGAAUGCUGAUACUGAAGAAGAAAUCAUGAAAUUAAACAAAGAAAAUAAGAAAGUCAUAAAAGAUCUACAAAAACAGUUGUCUACAGCUUUCUUUGAUGGAGACCUGAAAAGAGUCACUAAAUUGCUAAGUAUAAUGAAAUAUUACACAAGCAUAGACAAUCAAAUACAAGCUGUGAUUAGAAGUAAAGGAAUUAUACGAUAAUAUUUUUGUGAAUAAAAAUAGAUUAUUGUUAUAAUUAUGAAUGUAGGUAGUAAGUACAAAACCAUAUUAUUAUGUAACAAAUUCUGUAAAAAAACAAGUACAAAAGGUAAAGGCAGCUUAAAUCUUAAUUGCAGAUUACGCCACUUAUUUAAAAAUAUGCAUCCCAAUUUCCACUGAUAAAUAAUGGACAGAAAUAUUGCUGAAUGUCCUCCAGAAGACAGAUUGCAAUAGAAUAAGGGAAAAAAAAAAUUUAAAUAUGAUCUUCCUGAAAGUUGUGCCUGUGUUUAGUAAAAUGAUAAAAAGUUCAAAUUUUAUUUGUUACAAAUACAAAUCAUUUAGUUACUUGCAUCACAUGUGAUAUAAAAGUUAUGCUGUGAUGUGAUUUAAAACUUUCAUGUACCUACUUACUUAAAUUUUCUUAUUAUUGUAAUUGUUGAUAAUUUGUAAAAAUUUAAACCAUGAAUUAAUGAAUAAUGUUACAGAUAUUACAAGUUUUUGAUUUUGUA